AUGGAGUGGUACGAGGCGAUCCAGGAUGCCGCCGAGGUACCAAUGGGGACUCAAGAUAUGGAGCUUCUGCAAGGAAUUGUUCCUGAUACUGGAAUCGACAUUUUUGGUCAAUUAAUGACGGGUCAGAAUAACUUCGUGCCAAAUUCAAUGCUUGGAAUGCCAGAUGGAUCAGGUUUUCAGAAUAAUCAGUCACUACAGCAAAACGCAUCAAGACUAAUGCCGCAAGCUGGUAUGCAAGGUUUGACGACCGGCAACAUUCAAGCGGGAAUGCAGCCAAACAUCCAGACUGGGCUGCACACUGGAAUGCAAACUGGCUUUAUGGGCGGUAUCGGAUCAGGGGUGGUUGCAAACAGAGCUCCUAUGCAAAUGCCACAGGGAGCAGUCAAUCAAGGCGGCAUGAACGCUGGAUUCGUGUCACAAUCUCAAGCCACAAAGCGUGAAGCUCCUGAUAACAUUCCUGAUGAGAAACCUGCUAAGAAAGCUCCCAAACGGCGUGAGAAGACCAAGGAACUGAUGUCUGAAUUGCAAACUCUGAUUCCUUCGGUCGAAUCUGUGCAGGAGAGUCUGACCAUGAAUACUGUGCUUGAAGAAGCUAUUGAACAUCUGAAAGAACAACAGAAAAAUUCAACACAAUUAAUGUUGAGGCCGAAAGAUGGAGAUUCAUCUGGUCCGGGAGCUGGCGGACUUGCGAAGGCUUUCGGUCCAUCAGGAUCUGGGACCAGAGACGGCUUCAAUCUCAUCCAAGGAAGCUCCGACGAUUCCAUGGGAGGCUUGGAAGCUGCAGUCGUUCCUUCGCAAAACCCAGCUGCUCAAACUCCAGCAGCCCUUGCAAUGGAGAAGAAAAGUUCUUCUACGGCAGAACAACUGCAAUUGGGCAGGAUGCCAGAUCAAGAAUUCAAAUAUUUCCGUCUAAAAAUGGGAGUUGAUCUUGUGCAAGACUCGCUCAGUCUCUUGUGUCUCGCCAGACAGGGUCUGUCACAGCAAGAGCUCGAAGAUUUGUUGCAGAUCAAAGAGAGGGGGCUUGAGACACAAUGGAUUGAUUUAGCCGAUGCUUUAAAUGCGGAUCUUGCUGUUAGAAGCCAGGGACUUCUGGGCUUUGUGUAUAGCGCGUUCAGGCUUGCUGUAGAGCGCAGAUAUCUCCGAAAUCCUGAGGAUAGAAGGAAGAUUCAGCUCAGAUUGGCCGAAUACUUCGAGAAAAAGCACGGAUCAGAUGCACAGAGAGCUGCGAACGAGCUGCCAUAUGCUUUGGAGAGUGUUGGAGAGUGGUCAAGACUGCGAGAAUGCUUAUCAAGCUCUUUGGACCUCCUUUAUCAGCUAUACAACGACAAGGAUAAGGGCGAUCUUUUGCGAUUCUGGCGAAAAGGUGGUGAUGUUGAAACUAGUGGAUAUGAAGCAGCGUCACAGCUUUAUGCACAACGUCUCAAGCGUUUUGAAGAAGAAGGAAUGGCACCUCAGAUCCUAUGGCAAAGCUGCCUCAUCACUGCUCGCUUCCUUGGGGAUGCCGGACAAUUCAAAGAGGCAGAAAACAUCCUUGGAAAGGCUAGAGAUCUUUCAAAGGAGCUCGGUGGAGGCGACAAGUUCGUGGCUGAAGUGUCUCUACGGUGUGCAGAGCUUCUCAACAAGUGGGCUGCUUCUAGCCCAGAAUACAGUCCGGAGAUGAUGGUGAGGAGUGCUUUCUACGCAAAGGAAGCGGCAGAUUUGUUCGCUUACAUGACGGACGACGCUUCAAAGGAGGACUAUGGGACCUCUCUCUAUUGGAUGGGUUUGAAUUUUGGGACUCUUUGCCGAAUAGGCGGAGGUGGAAGUUGGUCUGCACAAAGAGCACACGAGAUAGCCGAGCAGGCUCUAGGAAAAUGUUUUGCCGUUCGUCAGGAGAUGGGUGCUUCUCAGGGUAAGAUCACGGAAGUUCUGUUCGGGCAGGGAGUCCUUGCUUUCUGCAAAGCGGAGGCUAUGGCAAGCGGGCACAUCAGCCCUUCCUCGCCGGAGAAAGCCGAGGAGGAGACAAAGGAACUACAGGAGGAGGCACUGCAGAUUUUCAAUCAGUGCUACUCUCAAUUUUCGGAGAUAUUUGCAGAGAACCAUCUGGAGGCUAUCAAGUGUAUCACCAUGAUCGGUCUGGUGUGUCGAAGGCUAGAGAGAAUUACGGACGCUCUUGAGUGGUGCCGCAAGGAGGUCAAAGUCAGAGAAGAGGUGCAAGGGGAGCUUCAUCCUCGAACUCAACAAGCGCUUCGAGUGUACACAGAGCUGGUCGAGAAGUGCCGCAACGGGGCAGGGAGCAACGGAACUUCAGGAAAAAGUGAGGUUUGA
Molecule: messenger RNA, 2307 nt
Organism: Guillardia theta CCMP2712
Lineage: Eukaryota; Cryptophyceae; Pyrenomonadales; Geminigeraceae
Exons: 30
Coding region: 1-2307 (768 amino acids)
Cellular component (GO): Cul4-RING E3 ubiquitin ligase complex
Molecular function (GO): protein dimerization activity
Source: RefSeq, a predicted model, not a curated record